Molecule: messenger RNA, 1545 nt
Organism: Capsaspora owczarzaki ATCC 30864
Lineage: Eukaryota; Filasterea; Ministeriida; Capsasporidae
Exons: 5
Coding region: 13-1374 (453 amino acids)
Biological process (GO): membrane protein proteolysis
Cellular component (GO): membrane; cytoplasmic side of endoplasmic reticulum membrane; lumenal side of endoplasmic reticulum membrane
Molecular function (GO): aspartic endopeptidase activity, intramembrane cleaving
Source: RefSeq, a predicted model, not a curated record
UGUUGACUUGACAUGCUUGGCCAGACCUCUCUUCUUCUUCUUCUUCUUUUUCUUGUUUGUUUGCGUUUCGCUGACACAAUGGCCGAACAUCACGACGGGGAGAGUGCUUUGGAGCAGACUGUCGAGACGGUCGCGCAGGCUGUUGCCGCGGUUGUCGAGAGCGUCGAUACGCUUGCCAGCACAUUGGAUCCCUUGCAGCCACAGGGCACCGCGAUCAAGGACGAGGGCGGCGAGCUCGGUCUCUAUGCCACGUACGGCGCGUUGCUCUUGAUGGCCGUCGUUCCCAUCAUUGUCGGCGCCCGUCGCUCGGUCGUCGCUGUCAAGGCAAAGGACGAGAACGGACAGGCCACGACCGAGUCCAUGACGAGCCACGACGCCAAAAUGUUCCCCAUCAUUGCGUCGUGUAUGCUGUUUGGCCUCUAUGUGGUCUUCAAGCUCUUCUCGCCUGAAUUGGUCAACUUUGUCCUCACGGGAUACUUUAUGCUGCUCGGCGUGUUUGCGCUGGCCAAGACAAUCCGCCAGUCCGUGGAGCACCUCGCCCCCGCGAUCCUGGUUGCCGAGCCCUUCCGCUUCCAAAUCACCCGCAGCCAUCGCGACAAUCCCGCCCUGAAGGCCGAUUGGUUUGACCUCAGUGUCGACUUUCUCGAUCUGGCGUGCCUGGCGCUUGCCGCGGUGGUCGGCGCAUGGUACCUCUUCACCAAGCACUGGAUUGCCAACAACAUUUUCGGCCUCGUCUUUGCCACGAAUGCCAUUGAACUGCUGGCUCUCGGCAGCUUCAAAGUUGGUGCCAUUCUGCUAUCGGGUCUGUUCAUUUACGACAUCUUCUGGGUCUUUGGCACGAACGUCAUGGUCACCGUCGCUCGUUCGUUCGAUGCACCCGUCAAGCUUGUCUUCCCAAAGGACAUUUUCGUGCACGGCUUCGCAGCUACCAACCACGCCAUGCUCGGCCUUGGCGACAUUGUUAUUCCCGGUAUUGUUAUUGCGCUCCUCCUGCGAUUUGACCGUUCCCGCUCGCAAACUGCAGCGCCGUACUUUUCGGUCGGCAUGCUCGCUUACUUUGUCGGCUUGGCCACCACUAUUUUCGUGAUGCACGUGUUCAAGGCAGCGCAGCCGGCAUUGCUCUACUUGGUCCCGACGUGCCUUGGCUUCCCCGUUGUGUUUUCCUGGCUCCGUGGAGAGUUUGGCGAGCUCAAUGCAUAUCAAGACAACCCCGAUGAAGAAGAAGAAGCAGGAGAAGAAGACAAAGCACAAGAAGGUGCCGAACAACGGCCAGGAGCUUCUUCCGCUGAUGCCAAGGAGGCGGUUGCACCGUCUCAGGUCGAAACCACCACUGGACCAACAACACGAAAGCGAAGUUCCAAGAAGGCGGAUUGACCGUUGUCCUCUUGCGUGACUUUUGACUUUUGCUUUUUAUGUACAUGUAUGAGAGUGCGUGCUUGUCCAGGUCGUCGUCGUCGUGAUCCACUGAAACACAACAUGUUCGUUUCUUGUUUUUUUUUUUUUUUGUUUGUUUCAAACGAUGAUGAGACAGCGCAGUUGCACCGC